Nannospalax galili (Upper Galilee mountains blind mole rat) is the source of this 2006-nucleotide messenger RNA. It is a transcript of the gene Tead2, whose product is annotated as TEA domain transcription factor 2. Gene Ontology annotation, biological process: hippo signaling; regulation of transcription by RNA polymerase II; embryonic organ development. The record is from RefSeq and is a predicted model, not a curated record. NCBI's taxonomy places the organism in Eukaryota, Metazoa, Chordata, Mammalia, Rodentia, Spalacidae. Gene Ontology annotation, molecular function: RNA polymerase II cis-regulatory region sequence-specific DNA binding; DNA-binding transcription factor activity, RNA polymerase II-specific. Gene Ontology annotation, cellular component: transcription regulator complex. The coding region runs from base 138 to 1472 and encodes 444 amino acids. The transcript has 12 exons.
CCGGGCAACUUUCUCCCGGCUCGCCCCGCCCGCUCGCGGCUCCCCAGCCCUGGCCGGGAGGUAGGACGGCGGGAGUCGGCAUCCGCUGGGGUGUGUGAGUCGGGGUGGGCAGUUCCCCGGGAUGAGGUGAGGCCCAGAUGGGGGAACCCCGGGCUGGGGCCCCCCUGGAUGAUGGCGGUGGCUGGACUGGCAGUGAGGAAGGCAGCGAGGAGGGCACAGGUGGCAGUGAGGGUGUAGGAGGUGAUGGGGGCCCCGAUGCGGAGGGUGUGUGGAGCCCGGACAUCGAGCAGAGCUUCCAGGAGGCUCUGGCCAUCUACCCGCCAUGUGGCCGCCGAAAAAUCAUCCUGUCGGACGAGGGCAAGAUGUAUGGUCGGAAUGAACUCAUUGCCCGGUAUAUCAAGUUGAGGACAGGAAAGACCAGGACUCGCAAACAGGUCUCUAGUCACAUCCAGGUUUUGGCUCGAAGGAAAUCAAGAGAAAUUCAGUCCAAGCUGAAGGACCAGGUCUCCAAGGACAAGGCCUUCCAGACCAUGGCUACCAUGUCAUCAGCCCAGCUCAUCUCUGCACCUUCCCUCCAGGCCAAGCUGGGCCCUUCCGGUCCUCAGGCUACUGAGCUUUUCCAGUUUUGGUCAGGGGGUACUGGACCACCAUGGAAUGUUCCAGACGUGAAGCCAUUCUCACAGACAUCAUUCUCCUUGUCACUGACCCCCCCGUCCACUGACCUACCAGGGUAUGAGCCGCCCCCAGACCUCUCACCCCUGCCCCCACCUGCCCCAUCUCCCCCAGCCUGGCAGGCUCGGGCCCUGGGGACCGCGCGUCUGCAGCUGGUGGAGUUCUCUGCAUUUGUGGAACCACCGGAUGCAGUUGAUUCUUUCCAGAGGCACCUGUUUGUCCACAUCAGCCAGCCGUGUCCCAGCCCCGGAGCGCCACCUCUGGAGAGCGUGGAUGUGCGGCAGAUCUACGACAAAUUCCCUGAGAAAAAGGGGGGCCUGCGGGAGCUUUAUGACCGAGGGCCGCCCCAUGCCUUCUUCCUGGUCAAGUUUUGGGCGGACCUGAACUGGGGCCCAAGUGGUGAGGAGGCCGGGAGUGGCAGCAGUGGUGGCUUCUAUGGCGUGAGCAGCCAGUACGAGAGCCGGGAGCUCAUGACGCUCACCUGCUCCUCCAAAGUCUGCUCCUUCGGCAAGCAAGUGGUGGAGAAGGUGGAGACUGAGCGGGCCCAGCUGGAGGACGGGCGCUUUGUGUACCGCCUGCUGCGCUCGCCCAUGUGUGAGUACCUGGUGAACUUCCUGCAUAAGCUUCGACAGCUGCCUGAGCGCUACAUGAUGAACAGUGUCCUGGAGAACUUCACCAUCCUACAGGUGGUGACAAACAGGGACACCCAGGAACUGCUGCUGUGUACUGCUUAUGUCUUCGAGGUCUCUACCAGCGAGCGUGGGGCCCAGCACCAUAUCUACCGCCUGGUCAGGGACUGAUGGAGCCUCAUGGCUGGUUUACCCCAGAACACCCUCCUCCCAGGAAAGACCCUUCAAGCCCUUCCCUGACCCCUCUUUCAGGGAGGGGCUGUGAUAAAAAGGGCUGACCUCAGAGUUAUAGGGGCUGGCUAUAAGGGAACCCCCGAAUCUGGUUGUUGAGCUGAGUGGGUGAAUUUGAGGUUACAUUCCCAGUCCUGGGCCCUCACAGGGGUGUGCCACUGGAUUCAUGACCCCAGCAGCAGCAGCAGGGGUUGGGGACAGGAGUGCCCACCCCCCAGGUACAGCACUGGCUUUUCACCGGACUUCUCCCUGCUCUUCUGGAUGGGGGCCCAGGGGUAGUGGGGGUGGCCUUGGUUACACAUCGCCUGUCCCUUUCCUGUUUUCCAGCUGUCCUCCAUAUCUGCCUCUCCCCCCCACCCUCUACUCCUGUGAUCUGUGAUGUCACAAACUGAAGAUUAACCGUUUUCGAGCAGGGGUAGAGCUGGGUGGGCCCUGGAAAUAUUUUUUUUAAUAUAAGGAGAUAUUUAUACAUGG